Oldenlandia corymbosa var. corymbosa is the source of this 2688-nucleotide messenger RNA. Lineage: Eukaryota; Viridiplantae; Streptophyta; Magnoliopsida; Gentianales; Rubiaceae. The record is from the annotation of a GenBank genome assembly.
CUGUAAAUAAAGUAAGAAUUUCACCGCACAAAUAAACGCAGGAUUUACGAAUACGCUCCGCCCCCUACGACAUCGUAUACAUAACAAGAAAUAAAACUAGUGUUUUCAUACGUCAGACGUAUAUAUGUAUGUAUGUAUAUCCCCCAAAGCCACAAUAAAUUAUGCAUACAUUGCCGCCAACAUAAACCACGUGCCACGUAAUCCAUUUGAUACAACCAUUUAUGUUGUUAUUUCUUAAUAGUAUUUUUUUGCGCUUCUCACAGGGCGGCUAUCCCUUGCCCCGCAGUCAAAUCCAUCCUUGACUCACUACCCCCACGGCCUUCCUCUCACGCCCAUCCCCCCCGCCUUAUAUAUAACCACGCACUUCUCUCCUUCCUUUUCCCUGAACCACCGUUCCAUCCUCCCCACCCUUAACCUAAUUUUGGCUAAAAAAAAAAAAUUCACCUCCUUCUUUCAGACCAAACUCACACACCCACAGGAAAGAAAAAGAAAAAAAAGCCCCCUUUCAACGAAUCUCUCAUUCUUAACAUGGCCCCUAAAGAUAAGGCGGCGACUGCUGCGGCGGCGGCGGCGGCCACCGGCGUGGCUAAAGGACACGGCGUUUCUAAGGAGGUGCAUUUUAGAGGGGUCAGGAAGAGGCCGUGGGGUCGUUAUGCUGCUGAGAUCCGGGAUCCGAACAAGAAGAGCCGGGUCUGGCUUGGGACAUUUGAUACGGCGGAGGAGGCCGCCCGUGCUUAUGAUGCCGCCGCCAGGGAUUUCCGCGGUGCCAAAGCCAAGACCAACUUUCCGAUGGAGGAGGACAAUCGUACCAAUCCCAAUUUGCAUCAGAACAUGUUGAGACUCUCCUCCGCCGCCGCCGGCAUCAAUGUGAAAGAUCCCAAUUUUGUGAAUAAAGUUAACAACAAUUGUAACAUUAACUGUUACAACAACCUUACUAAUAAUGGGAGCCCCAGCCAGAGCAGCACCGUUGAAUCAUCCAGCCGUGAUGCCUUCUCUCCGGCGGUGGCGGUCGCCGACUCAUCUCCUUCCCCCUUGGAUCUCAGCCUCGGCGGCGCCGUGUCUAUGAGGUUCCCCUUCCCUAACCAAGCCCAACAUCAACAUCAGUUCCGUGUUUCUCAGCUCGCCGGCCGUGUUGCCGGAGUUAUGCAACCGCCGGCCGCCAUGAGUCAGGCUCAGGCAGCAUUGUACUACGACGCCCUGGCGCGUCAUACCGCCGUGGUGAAAGCUGAACACGGACCCCACCAUCUGUUCUAUCCCCAUACCCAGAGGGUCGCGGUGGCUCUCGAUUUCCUCGGCGUCGCCGGCGCCGGAGCUAAUGGUGUCCAGAGUGAGUCUGAUUCAUCUUCUGUCGUCCUGGACCUCAACCGCAACGAUCUCAGGCUUAACAACGCUAACAGGGAGGUCAAUAAGCGGGAGCUCAACCUCGAUCUCGAUCUUAACCUCCCCCCACCAUCGGAAAACGCUUGAAUUUCAAAUGACGGCGGCGAUGAUCGGAUAUUUGGUCUCCGAUUUGUUGGAUUCAAUUUUAGUUUUGGAAAAUGCCCCUUUAUUCCCUUUUUUUUUUUUUAAUCGGAAAAGAGGAAAUCUUUGUAGGAAAAAGGAAAAUGGUUCAAGUUGUAGGUGAAGAUAGGGAACGGUGAUAGAGAAAAUUGAGAACUUUCCAGUGCCGCUGUUGAGAUCUUUUGUCAGUUAACCACCGUCAGAUUAUGUGAAUACAGUGACUAAUUCCCCCCCUUUUUUUUAAUUGUAUUUUUGCAACAGAGAGAGAGAAAUGUAUCCGAUUUCGAGCUGUUGUUUCAUUUUAGAGAUCUAUAUAAAUGUGCUUCCUUCUUUCAUAGCAAUUUCUGGAUUGUGUUGUAUAUUAGAAGUACAAAAUUUGUUGUUACGACUCAAUAAUGGUUUCCUUAAGUGUGGUUACCGGAGAAGGUGACCGGAGUAAUUAAAAAAAGGCGAUGGUGGGCGGUGGGGGAUUGCGUUACAGUAAAUUCACGUGUGGUCCAGUUCGUACGGACAAGAAGGCAAAGCCCAGACAUGGGGAGUACUAGUUUGAUGGGAAGGAGGCGGGUUUCUCUGUUCUUCUGUGUGAAGGCUAACGGACAGAGUGCCACGUGUGGGGGCUGCCUCCUUUUCGGAGUGCUAGUUUUUCCUUUCUUUUGCUUUCAAAGGAGCCGUAGUUUAUGGAGACGUAUGCAAAAAGAAGUAAGAUUUAUUAACAGUAGCUGUAUCUUUGAACAAGAAAAAGAAAAAAAAAAAAAAGAUGGGCGAAAGAGAGGGAGCCCAGCAACCCACCAAAAGCAUUCACUUCAUUUGUGUUUUUUCUGUACCCAACAAAAGAAGAAAAAAAAUAUUAAUAUAUUUUAUUUCUAUUUGGGUUUAAUGUGAUGGAAAAAGGUUGUGUACUGAAAGACAUGAGAAGAUUAAAAGAGGAGGAGGAGGCGAACAAUAAUGAGGGUUUGAAAAACAAGUCAGCUGAGAGAAUAGCUUUUUGUUUUGAUCAUUUACUACUUUGAAUUUCUUUUAACGUAAUGGCCUAACUGAAUUUCUAACAUUAUUGCGGUUUUGUCAUCCUUGAUUAAGACAUGCACCCCCGUGAAAUUAAUGGGCGACUUUUAAUCCUAACUACCUUUUUCACCUCAUUAGGUGGCAUAAUUUGGGGCUCUAAAUAUGCUUUUUUAUGUAGUAUCAUUU